UCCGUCGGCCGAGGUGGACAGCGCAGCCAUUUCUCUGCCCCUCACGAAAAACAUUCAGAGGGAGGUGGCGUUUGUCCAUCACGCACAUAACUGACCUGAUGUGCGGGAGUCAUGACUUUGGCGGCACGUACCCACGGCUGAACUGAUCGCCGAAUGAGAUCCGCGAUCUCCAAACUUUCUCCCAAUUUAAGCCUGCGCAGACAAAACAGGCUCGCGCUCUCUGUCUCUCGCUCUCUCUCUCCGUUUUGGAUGACACAGAAAAACUGUUUGUGUGUCAGCCAUGGAGGGAAACCUUCAAGGAGGCAGCAGCGACGUCGCAAUAAUGCACGUGAAAACUGAAGCGGUCGAUGAGAAUACAUCUGCGCUGGUUUUGGGCAGUCAGGAGUCGCCUGCGCCCUGCGGAGAUACCGCAUGCAGAGGAGGAGGAGGAGGAGUGGAUCAGACUGCAGAGGAGCUGGCUGACACACAGCUGCAAGCAGCCACGACAACCACUCCUGUACUGCUGUAUCCUGUGAGUACAGACCGCUUCUUCACCACAUCAGGGGAUGCAAAAACUUACCUGAAGAUAGCUCCAGCUUCAGCGAUGCCACCUGCUCCUUCAGAGAAGACGCUUCCCUCUGGCUCCGAUUUCUCCUCCAAAGCUGUGUUGUGUCUGAUCGAGGCCGUUGGGCGCCGCUGGGGCCUGUAUGAGACUCGGGAACGCUCACAGCUCUUCCAGAGUGUCCAGGAGGAGAUGGCCUCCAAGGGCCACGUGCUUCCUGUCGAAAAGAUCCGCCGAAAGUGGAACAACCUCAUUGUCACAUACAAGAGGGUUAAAGACCGCAGCCGGGAGACAGGACACGCUAAAACGUCCUGGGAGUUCUUUGAUUUGAUGGACGCCACACUGUGUGACACUGUUGGAACUCAGAUCACCAGCAACAAAAGAAACAAAGGCGGCAACACUGGUUCUACGCUGCCUGGUCCUUUGGCUAAGAUCGCUGCAAAACCACAGGUUCCACAGCCCACCACCAUCAUCCGCCCUAAGGGGGACUUUGCUUCGACUGGUGCUGUGGAGUCAGCGGGUCAGGGGGUCAUCAGCAGUCAAAUCAUCGGUAGCACUGCUGCCAUCACCUCAAUGACCACAGCGACCGUUAGCCCAACAAAUGCUCCAGAGCUCAAGCCCCUGAUCGUCCUCAACAGUGACAUUGUUACAGCCGGUAUUCAUCCAGCCACUAUCGUGCCAUCUUCAUCUUUUAUCUCCUCGCCUUGUUUUACAGAGACAGCUUCCACAUCCCCUUCCCUUGACUCGCCUAGUAACACAGAAUUCAACACAUCACGCUACGUAAGCCGAAAAGCUCCAUUAUUCUCAUCAGGUGUCAUACCCUUUCGCCUCAGCAAUGCGCCACUUAGCAACAGUCAGAAUCUCCUCGGCAUCUCCUCCUCUUUCCCCCCUACUUCCUCCUCUCUCGCUUCUUCCAUUUCCACCUCAUUAUCUGCAACAGCCAUGUCGGGAACUGAAGGACAGACCCAGAAAGGAAACGAGGAGCAAACGAGCACCGCUUUGUUUCCGGAGGUUCUUAAGCGACAGGAGGAGCAAGCCCACCUGGAUCGGGUGGCUCGCCGCAGGGUGGAAGCCAGAGAGAAGAGGCGCGAGAGGAGGGAGGUACGGAUGGCGGAGUCCCUCGGCAGGAUAGCCACAGCCCUGGAGCUGCUCUCCUCCAAACAGGACACAGUCAUUGCCCUCCUGCAGAGACUGGCUGAUCGGAAGUGAUGCAGGGGCUGCAUGUAGCAGCCCAGCCGGAGCUCCAUAGUGCUGCUGAAAAGGGUUUUACCUCCCUGAAUGUCAUGUAAAUAAACAUUUAUAAAUUCCCAUGAACCGCUCACUUUUCUAAAUGAAGCUUAAGUGAAAUAAUAAUAUGCAUUACAGUUUACUGCACUAACUUUCAAUAAAAUCAUUCUCCUUGAA
Molecule: messenger RNA, 1945 nt
Organism: Micropterus dolomieu (smallmouth bass)
Lineage: Eukaryota; Metazoa; Chordata; Actinopteri; Centrarchiformes; Centrarchidae
Exons: 4
Coding region: 281-1750 (489 amino acids)
Source: RefSeq, a predicted model, not a curated record